GACAAGGAUUCUAGCCUAGUAUGCAAGUGUUUUGGACGAUAUCGGGCCGUUUUCGGCCUCUAUUAUUUUAACUAUAGGUAAUAGAAUCGACAGUGUGCCAUCAGCUCCUCGGUCAUAGGGUAGUGUAUAAUUAAACCCAGUGAAAAACCCAUACUAUAAGCCUUCCGAGUAACGUUAAGAUGCCGUCCACUUCGUUGGAAGGAUCAUCUCAAGAAGAAGGUGACCUGUUUACUGUGAAGCACGAGCUAAAAAAUACCAACCUCACAGGCCAUGUGGAGAGAGUCGGCAUUGAGAAUUUCGAGCUCCUGAAAGUCCUCGGCACUGGAGCGUAUGGUAAGGUGUUCUUGGUGAGGAAGGUGAGUGGCCAUGACGCGGGGAAGCUGUACGCCAUGAAGGUCCUGAAGAAGGCCACCAUCAUCCAGAAAGCCAAGACGGCAGAGCACACACGUACUGAGCGGCACGUGCUGGAGCACAUCCGCCAGUCGCCCUUCCUCGUCACCCUCCACUACGCCUUCCAGACAGACACCAAGCUCCACCUCAUCCUGGAUUAUGUGAAUGGAGGGGAGCUCUUCACACACCUGGUCCAGAGGGUCCACUUCAAAGAGCAGGAGGUGGCGCUGUACAGUGGCGAGAUUGUGUUGGCCCUGGAACAUCUGCACAAGUUGGGGAUUGUGUACCGGGACUUGAAGCUGGAGAACAUCCUCUUGGACUCCUGUGGUCACAUCGUCCUCACAGACUUCGGCCUCAGCAAAGAGUUCCACGAAGUAGAGCGAGCGUACUCUGUGUGUGGGACCAUUGAAUACAUGGCCCCAGAGAUUGUGGAGGGAGGAGAAUCAGGUCACGACAAGGCAGUGGACUGGUGGAGUUUGGGUGUGCUGAUGUAUGAGCUGCUGACGGGAGGCUCCCCCUUCACUGUGGACGGAGAUGAGAACUCCCACUCCGACAUCGCCAAGCGCAUCCUCAAGAAGGAGCCUCCCUUCCCCCAGGACAUGAGUCCCCUAGCCAAAGACAUCAUGCAGAGGUUCCUCAUCAAAGACCCAAAGAAGAGGCUGGGUUCUGGGCCUUCAGGGGCCCAGGCUGUGAAAAGUCACCCCUUCUACCAGAAAAUCAAUUGGGAAGAUCUUGCAGCAAAGAAGGUUCCGGCUCCCUUCAAGCCUGUGAUCCGGGAUGAGCUGGAUGUCAGCAACUUUGCCGAGGAGUUCACAGAGAUGGAUCCCACCUACUCCCCAGCAGCCCUGCCACAGAACUGUGGCCGCAUCUUCCAGGGCUACUCGUUCAUGAGUCCCUCCAUCCUGUUCAAGAGGAACGUGGUGAUGGACGACCCUAUCCAGCUGUGUGGAGGAGGAGCGGACAGGCCGGGCUCGGCUGCUGUGGCCCGCAGCGCCAUGAUUAAGGACUCGCCGUUCUACCUAAACUAUGAGGUGGACCUGAAGGAGUCAGCUCUGGGCGAAGGCAGCUUCUCCAUCUGCAGGCGGUGCACCCACAAGAAGACGGGGCAAAGCUACGCCGUCAAGAUCGUCAGUAAGAGGAUGGAGGCCCAGUCGCAGAAGGAGAUGGCAGCUCUGAAAUUGUGCGAUGGGCAUCCGAACAUCGUUAAGCUGCAUGAAAUUUACCAUGACCAGCUGCAUACGUACCUGGUGUUGGAGCUGCUGCGGGGAGGGGAAUUGCUGGAGCGCAUUCGGCAGAAGCAGCACUUCAGCGAGACGGAGGCCAGCCGCAUCAUGAGGCGCCUGGUGUCCGCCGUCAGCCACAUGCACGACGUCGGCGUGGUGCACCGAGACCUCAAGCCUGAGAACCUGCUGUUCACGGAUGAUGGUGAACACUCGGAGAUCAAGGUGAUCGACUUUGGCUGCCGGCUCAAGCCCCCUGACAACCAGCUGCUGAAGACGCCCUGCUUCACCCUGCAGUACGCCGCGCCUGAGAUCCUCACCUACGAUGGCUAUGAUGAGUCCUGCGACCUCUGGAGCCUAGGGGUCAUCCUGUACACCAUGCUGUCGGGCCAGGUGCCCUUCCAAUGCCAGGAGAAGAGCUUGACCCACACGAGCGCCGAGGAGAUCAUGAGGAAGAUUAAGCAGGGCGACUUCUCUUUCGAGGGGGAGGCCUGGAAGAGUGUCUCCCAGCAGGCCAAGGACCUGAUCCAAGAGCUCCUGACGGUGGACCCAAACAAGCGGAUAAAGAUGUGCGGUCUGCGCUACAACGCCUGGCUGCAGGACGACAGCCAGCUCUCGUCCAACCCCCUCAUGACGCCGGACAUCCUGGGCUCGUCCACCGCCUCGGUGCACACCUGUGUUAAAGCCACCUUCAACGCCUUCAACAAGGUGAAGCGCCAGGGCUUCCGGCUGCAGACGGUGGACAAAGCGCCGCUGGCCAAGCGACGGAAGAUGAAGAAGACCAGCACAAGCACGGACACGCGGAGCAGCUCCAGCGAGAGCACGCACUCCUCCUCCUCCUCCUCGCAGUCCCACGACAAGCUCUCCCCCGCCAUGGGGCUCGCCGACGGGGCAGCGGAGUCCGCGCCGCGCCCCUCCACCAGCACGUCGCUGGCUCUCUGCCCCGAGGAGGAGAAGGUGGCGGGGGGGAAAGGGCUGGAGGAGGAAGACGAGGAGGAGGAGGAUGGGCGAGGAUCUCACCAGCCUACACCGCUCUGAGCGAGGUCUUCCAGCAUGGGUUCUGGUGACCACAGCAGGGCUUUUUCUUUUCCCUCAGAUGGGGGGUGUCCUCCCUGGGGACUGACCGCCUGGCCCCACCAUCCUUAACCUCCAUAGUAGAAACCUCGACUGCAUGCGCUGUCGCCUUCAGCCAGCAUGCAUGAACAUGCACACGCCUCCCUGCAAAAAUACAAACAAAAAAACAAACAAACAAACAAAACAAAAAAACAAAAAGCAAAACACAUCACACAGGUCAAAUGCAUGCCAGGAGCCGGAGUCUCCCACGCUUCGUUCACCUUUAGCAAUAGGCUCGUUUUCCACCAGCAGACUGAAUGGUUCCAAGCAGGUUGCCACAGAAUCAAACUGCGUGGCACUGUUCUCCUUGGCUCCGUUUGGUUUACCUUAAGGUAGAGGUGUGUAGCUGUUCGCUGAUUGGUUACUUCAUCUAGCACGCAUUUAUUGUCAGCCAUUCAGGUUGAGGAAAGACGGUGACAAAUCAAAGACCAAAACUAGUUCAGAAUACAGCAACAGUUCAUCAUGGUGUAGUCUGAGUGAGGAACAAAGGAGAUGAGUGUGCUGUGGUACGCAAGGGACAGGCAGCUGACCCAGUGUGUCCUGCAAUCGGAUUUUUUUAAGGUACUUGCUAGUUCAUAGCAGCUCAACUGAGGGACACAAAGGUACUGUCACAACCGUACCCACAAUUCUGUAUUGGUGUGCCGUUAUUCGUACAACAGUACAACAUCGCCGUAGUAACCAUUCAGCCCAUGGUGGAAAUAAUAGAGCUAAUAAUAUCAGGCCAGACCACUCCAACAGUGACUUCAUCAGGGAAACGUGUCUGUGUGUGUUCUGCUACGGGGUUGCGUUUAUGCGCCUAUGUGUACAUGAGUAUACAUGUGUGUCUGUGCCCAGCAGCAUGCUAACGGUCUGCUGUUGCACGCGUGGCAUUGCAGAGGCAAGUUGUCACAGUGCCAUCCUUUCACCUUGGCAGUGUGUAAGAGUGCCAGGUCGCAUACACACACACACACACACACACACACACACACACACACACACACACAGGAUCAGCUAAUUAAAUGAAAAGGCUGAUUUGGAGAUCAAAAAGGGACGAAAAACAAUUAGAGUGAAGUGAUUUCUGCUGUGCUUUUUUAAACAGCACAGAGAGCUAGUAACUUCUAGCCAAGAUAAACAUGUACAGAAAGGAAAAUGGCAUAUUUAUUGAAGAUUUCUAUACAAAGAGAGUUUUUUUUUUAUAUGAUGACAAUUGUUAUAUAUGUUAACUUAUAUCUGUGGUAUACUUGGCAUAUCUGGUUGUUUUGAGGGAGGGGAGGGGUCCUUUGUGAAAUGUUGAAAAAAAAUUAAGGUUUUAUUUUUCAAAAUAAUGUUUUAGAUUGUGCCCUAUAUGUGCCAUAAUAUUUAAUAUUUACCUGAUCCAUUAUGUCAGUGAGUUUAGUCUUUUUAACUGAAAAUGUUUUAGGGUGUUUGUAAAAACCACGUGUGAGUAAGUCUACAUAAGUUUAACACAUACAUUCAUAAUUUUAGUGAUGUUACAACCAUAGUGAAAUGAUGUGGUCAUCUUGUCUGAGAUUUGUUUGUUGUUUCAAUGUGAUUUCUUCUAUGCAGAAUGCAAUCUAUGCCCUUGAAUUUCACAUCAAAAUCUGUCAAGACCUUUCCAGAGAGCAAAAAUAUUUGUUUGGAAUUGUUAUGUGUCCAUAACAACAGUAAUCAGUAAUGGCAGUAAUCA
Messenger RNA from Alosa alosa (allis shad), 4389 nucleotides. RefSeq names its product ribosomal protein S6 kinase, polypeptide 5 (gene rps6ka5). Gene Ontology annotation, molecular function: ATP binding; protein serine/threonine kinase activity; magnesium ion binding. The record is from RefSeq and is a predicted model, not a curated record. Lineage: Eukaryota; Metazoa; Chordata; Actinopteri; Clupeiformes; Clupeidae. Gene Ontology annotation, biological process: intracellular signal transduction; protein phosphorylation; regulation of DNA-templated transcription.